This is a messenger RNA of Phodopus roborovskii (desert hamster), 1020 nucleotides long. Its product is annotated as chymase. The transcript is spliced from 5 exons. Gene Ontology annotation, molecular function: serine-type endopeptidase activity. Gene Ontology annotation, biological process: proteolysis. Lineage: Eukaryota; Metazoa; Chordata; Mammalia; Rodentia; Cricetidae. The record is from RefSeq and is a predicted model, not a curated record. Bases 96 to 839 code for a protein of 247 amino acids. Gene Ontology annotation, cellular component: intracellular membrane-bounded organelle; cytoplasm.
GUAACAUCUCUGCCACUCCCCUGCCUGCUGGGAGUAAUAAGUCCUAAGACCCAAAGAUAAAGCUUGCACCAGCUUCGAGCAGCCCCUCUGAGAGAAUGCAUCUUCCUGCUCUCCAUCUGCUGCUCUUCCUCCUGGGCUCCAGCGCCAAGGCUGGGGAGAUCAUCGGGGGCACAGAGUGCAUACCACACGCCCGCCCCUACAUGGCCUAUCUGGAAAUUGUCACUCCCGAGAAUCACCUGUCGGCUUGCAGUGGCUUCCUGAUAAGACGAAACUUCGUGAUGACUGCGGCACACUGUGCAGGAAGGUCUAUAACAGUCCUCCUAGGAGCCCACAACAAAAAAGUAAAAGAAGACACAUGGCAGAAGCUUGAGGUUGAAAAGCAAUUCCCUCAUCCAAAAUAUGAUGGCCAUUUGGUUCUCAACGACAUCAUGUUACUGAAGUUGAAGGAGAAAGCCAACUUAACCCUAGGUGUGGGAACCCUCCCAUUCUCAGCCAAAUCAAACUCCAUCCCACCUGGGAGAGUGUGCAGGGCAGUUGGCUGGGGCAAAACAAACGUGAAUAAGCCACCCUCUGACACGCUGCAAGAGGUGAAGAUGAGAAUCUUGGAUCCCCAAGCCUGCAAACACUUUGAGGAUUUUCACCAAGAACCCCAGCUGUGUGUGGGCAAUCCCAAGAAGAUGCGAAAUGUAUACAAGGGAGACUCUGGAGGACCUCUCCUGUGCGCUGGGAUAGCCCAAGGCAUCGCGUCCUAUGUACAGAGGAAUGCAAAGCCCCCUGCUGUCUUCACCAAAAUCUCCCAUUAUCGGCCCUGGAUCAAUAAGAUCUUGAGGGAGAAUUAAAUCUGGAGCCUGGAGCCUGUGAGGAAAUCUGAAGCUGGAAUUGAGCAGGGUUUUGUGCCACGUGCUCGGGCCUGUCUUAUUUUCUGCUGAAGCCCUGCCGAUCCCUGGCCUCCCUGAAGGUUCUUACAUGUCUCAGAAAGCUUCUAAAGGUCAAUAAACCUCAAUAAAGACCCAGAUUCUA